UGAAAGGUCAAAUUCGUUCUUCGAAGCACUUCUGGUUUUCCCAGCUUAAAAAAGAAAUGUUUUGAAGCUACGUGACUAAUUAGAGAUUUCAAAAAUGUCGUCUGAUAAAGUAAUCGGGCCUCCCUUACCCCCUAUGUUCAGAAAGGAGGAGAGCGAUGAAGACUCAGACUCUGAAGAUGGAUUCUCUGGCCCUGCUUUACCUCCCGGGUAUAAACGAGGAGGACCGUCGAGCUCAUCGGACGACAGUGAACAGGAGGUGUCGUUCAAAAGAGCUAAAACAAAACACACAGCUGCAGAAGAGGUGGAGAAGACAAAUUCACAAGAAGAAGAAGAUGAUGAUGAUGAUGGUUUCUUUGGACCAGCUCUGCCACCAGGUUUUAAGAAACAACAGAGUUCACCAGAAAGGCCACCUGUGCUGGGACCCGCUUUACCUCCUGGGUUUCGCAGAGCAGCAUACGAGAACGACGACGACGACGAUGAUGAUAACAGUGAGGACGGAGAGGGUUUCCCAGGGCCGGCACUUCCACCGGGCUACAGGGCUGAGUCCUCCAGCAGCGAAGGAGAGGAUGAUGUGAUCGGACCCAUGCCAUCCAAAGGAGAUAUUCAAGACUCUGUGGCACUGGAUUUUGAGCGAAGAGCAAAAAGGAUGAAGGACAAGCUGACAGGAGAAGAGACCCCCGAGGUUCUGGCUCGAGAAACAUGGAUGACAGAGCUCCCACCAGAACUGCAGCACAUUGGCUUGGGGGCUCGAACCUUCAAGAAGAAGUCGGGUCCAGAGAACAAAGAUCGCUCCAUUUGGACAGAUACGCCAGAAGACCGGGAGCGUAAGAUCAGGGAACGCCUUGAACGAAAGCAGAAGGGUGAAGAAGAAGUUGAUGAAAAAGUUCCAAAACUCUCCAGGAAGGACUUGGAAAUGGCAGAUAAAGUUUCUAAAUAUAAUGAAACGAAACGUGCCGAGUCUCUGAUGACUUUGCACACCAAAACAAUGAAGGAAAAAGCGAAGGAGAAGGCUGACAUACCGGUGGAGAGGAAGCCAUUCGAUAGGGAUGCAGACCUGCAGGUGAAUCGCUUUGAUGAUGCGCAGAAGGAGCGCCUCCUUAAGAAAUCUCAGGAACUUAACACGCGUUUCUCCCACAGCAAAGAUCGAAUGUUCUUGUGAUGAACUCUCAAAAUGUUAAAAGCCUUUUUUUGAAUAGGUUGCUACGGUCUAAAUUGGUGACAACUUCUUACAUGGUUUGUACAAUAUGGACUUUGUUUAUGGAUAGUCUUGUGUUACACAUAUGUAAGUUUAACUUUAUGCUAAGUAGGAAGUAAAGAAAACUAGACUAGGUAGACUAAGAAGGCAAAAUAGAAAUGUGGCCAACUUGGAUUUUACAGAAGAAGCUGCAUAUUUUAUACAACAGAUAUGGGGGAAGAAUACACAAUAUUUUCUUUUUUGCUGAACAGUUGAGCAUAUCUUUUGAGUUUUAGAUUAUCAUAUGUUAAAUUUAGCGUGGUUAAUAUUUAAUCUUAUCGGACUCAUGUCUUAAUUUACAGUAUAAAUAAUUCAGGGAUUAAUCAAUGUUUGAUAUUGUUUAAAUCAUAGACAAAACUACCAGUCAUUAUACAUAACAAUCCCACUAUAGAAGUACAUUAUAGGGGAUAAGCAAUGUUGUCCAAGUGUUUAUGCAAUCAAAAAGGAUAUAGGAAUGUACAUACUUUAAUGCUUGCUUGAUCAAAGCUGCAUUAAAGUAUCUCUCCUUUACAAAAUAAGUUUUGUUAAUGUUUUAGUGUCCUGUCAAAAUUCAGAUUCUAGUUACUUUACAUUCAUCCCUUUCAUUAAUUCAAUUUUAUUUGGCCCACAGGAUUAAAUAAAACUUCCAAAACGUUUGUACGCAUUGCUUUAAAAUGUAUGUUUGCAGUAUUCAUAGCAUCGUGUUUCAUGUGUUGAAUUAUUAUGUUCCUAUUUCUUUUACUUUGAUUAAAAAUUCAUUUUUAAACCUU
Messenger RNA from Labrus mixtus (cuckoo wrasse), 1983 nucleotides. It is a transcript of the gene gpalpp1, whose product is annotated as GPALPP motifs containing 1. Lineage: Eukaryota; Metazoa; Chordata; Actinopteri; Labriformes; Labridae. The record is from RefSeq and is a predicted model, not a curated record. Bases 95 to 1159 code for a protein of 354 amino acids. The transcript has 7 exons.